UUUUGGCGGGACUACUCACGAGUAUAAGAACUGUCUGUGAAAACGUCAGAGUGACGUAUCAGGCGUGAUGUACUCAUCAUGGCGCGAAAUGACGUCAUCCAGCCGCUUGCUACUACAUUUUAUGUGUGCUAUAGACUAUAUCAUCCAACCCUACUAGAAUCUACAACAGAGGCUUUACAUUAUUCAAUUGAGAUCAAAUAUUGGUUCAGAUGUCUUGUGGUCCCUAUAGAUCGAGCAUACAGCCUCAAGUUAUUGAUGGGUUUAAGAUUGAGAUCGACUCCGACGUGGCUCACCAAGACUAUUACAAUGACUUCGUCUAUACGGAGAGACACUAUGACAAUAAAAUGUCAACUGCGAGUCCAGAGAAAUUCGUUAUUGAUCUGAAUAAAUCCGUCGUACCAAGUCCUAGUGUCGAUGUCUCGUUACGUCCUAGGGACUGCACUAGUUCUUCUCUCUACAGAGCCUUAACAGACUCAAUUCACAAAAGGCGUUUCCACGAAGUGAGCCCAUUCACCGGUCCCUCCACGACACAUCCAGUAAACGAGAGCACGCCUGUGCUUAGCGCGGCACACUUACAAGGUAAAGCUUUAGACAGAAGCAAACUGAUAACCACCUUCCCCAGAGAUCAGGCUGCUGCAUCGUCAAGCAUUGCUGUGGUGGAGAGGGAGGGUGUUCCUCAAGGCCUCUGGGGUGGUCAGGUGGUACCGCUGGACCUGUCCAAACCAAAAUCACAUGGUAGUGCUUUAUCAUGCAACAAUAAAGAGGACUCCUCAGGCAAAAGGCGACACCUAGCGGGCUCACACAAAGAGACACGGAUCACUUUCGCUUUUCCACCAACUGGCAAUACUGUAGUAAGGCAUAUAUCUGCAUAUUUACCGGCACCGCAAGAUAGCGAUAAUAAAGAGGAGAUAACCAAAGGGGCCCAUGUUGUUUACAAACCAACACCCACGUAUCCAACGCUUUUUCAUACGCCGUCCUUUCAAGGUGAAGGUCGUUUCACAAAUUUUAUUAACACUUCUGGGCCACAGCGUUCCUUGUAUGACACUGAGUGGAUGCCAAACGUAACAGGUCGCUGGGGCUGUUGUAACAAAUAUUUGUGGGACAACGAUUCACAAUAUUCGGUGCUUGGUGAGAGGUGUAGGGCUGACCACAAUGCUUAUCCUUGGAGACAAGCAGGCAAUCGCCUCUCGAACGAUUCUAUUUCCUUUUCAGGCGAAUGUGAUCUUUUUAAGCCAUCGCCUCACGAACCACUACCUAAAAGCGGACUUGACGGCCCUUGUACGGUUCAUCUAAAUAGUGACAGUAUCAAGAGCUCGUCAGCUGAUGCGGACACUAACUGGUUACAAGACAUGGGCCAUACCCCACCAUCUGAAAUCAGAAAGCAGACAACAAAAAUGAAAUCAAAUAUUAAAAAAGCAUGUUUGACACUUCCUGUUAAAACCCGGAGAGCCAAGGCAACAUCUACAGAAUCAAAGCAAAAAAGUCACGUGGCUAUGUCUCGGAGGCACGUCAAGCCCAGAAAAUCGCAACAGGCGUCACAAGAAAUGUCGCCCACUUACAAACGUUUGGUGAAAAAAACUGCAAAUUUGAAAGAUGAUGAUGACGAUGACAAUAGACAUAGGGGUAAAAAUAAGAAAGCAACUCCAAAAAUACCAAACAUUAGCAUUCAUUUAAAGCGAUGCCCCAAAGACUCAAACGAUUACAUAUUUUUCCCAUCCAUCAAUAAACCAAGUUUCAGGCAGAGGAUUACAAACAAUGCGCAUGACCAUACAGGCAUGAUGGGAACGGAAGAUACCGGAAGAGAUACCCGCAGAAAUACAGCUCAAACUUUCUGUGAUCUGAGAGAUCUGAAAAGUAACCAACCUCUUGGUUUGACAUUAAACAUCCUCCCAGCAAGACAUUGCCCAUCCCCUGAAAAUAAACACUCUCAAAGCCAUUCUGAUAGAGACAAUAAAACAAUGAACGCAAUUUCCAAAAACGGAAAUGAACCGGGGUCCAUAACACUUCCAAAGAAAGAGAACUCUGACAAUUCUGGCAAAUUUGGGGCCAGCUUUGUGUGUGGAACGUGCAAGACGAAAUGUGACAGUUUGUUUACUCUGCUGGAGCAUCAGAACAAAGACUGCCAAUUUAGAAGGAAAGUCUAUCACGCCACUGACUGCCUAGCGAACACAGAGGGCCAAGAGUGUCAAUGCACUAACUGCUCAUUCUGUCAUGUUAUCUUCAACUCCAAGUUUCGUGUUUUUUCACACUGCCUGAAGAGUUGCUACGUUAAGAACAUGCUAUCCAUAGCUACAGAGGAGCAGAAGUCGCUACCAGGUGGCGCAACAAAACGACUAAAUGUCAAGGACACACAUGUUAUUUCUAUUGAAAGCAGUGGGGAUGAAGAAUUUCAGCAAGCAUUGCAACAAAACAAGCCGAACAAGAAAAUCCAUCACUCAAAGCUAGAACACAAGGUGCAUAAUACUUAUGUUGCUAAAUCAGAAGAAAAGAACUUGGCAUCUACUCAAAAUGUUAACAUCACAAAUGCAAAGGCUUCUACUAGUGCAUUGUCUGACUCUAAGGGGAAAGCACUAGAUUGUACUUCCGAUGAUAAUUUAUCCAGGAAAGAUAUUUCAGAGUCGAAUCUUACAGGUUUAAUUACUAACAGUGAAGAAAUGAAAAACCUAGAAGAUUCUACCUUUAAUGUCAAAAAAGAUUCAUGCCUUAACAGUGAAAACAAGUUGGGUCAAACUCUUUCUAAACAGUACACUGAACAAUUCAAUGAGGUAGUAGUCACCCAACAUACACAUCCCACUGGUUUCAAGCAACAGACAACAGACAAUGAAAUCCAACAUCCUAACGAAUUGACUGGCUGUGCUAUAGAGACUCAAUACAAAGUACCAAAUCAAACAAUAAAGAUCGAACUAGAAGAUAGUCAUAUUACUAUCUCAGACACAUCUGUACAGACUAGUCCAGUGAUUAUAUCAGACAAGACAAGACAGACAAGCCCUGUGAUUAUAUCAGACAAGAUAAGACAGACAAACCAUGUGAUUCCGUCAGAUACAUUGACACACACGAAAACAUUGGACUGUCGCCAGCAUGUCAGAAAUGAAACACUUGAAGUUUAUCUCGCCAGCGACAGAAUCACUGCACCUUAUGACCGUAACGCCAUGAAUAUCCAUAGCAAGGAAAUGCGUUUAUUUUCAACACCUGAGAUUAAACAUGAACUGAUAUCUCCAAGUGUUGCCAACUGCUCACUCAAACAUGAAGUAAAUAUGUUCAGCACAGACGACAGAGAUGGAACACUGGCAAGUAGAUCACACCAACAUAGUAAUGUGCUGUCUCAGUGUGAAUCAGAGCAGGCUCUGACUAACAUUUGCAGUAGCAAUCCAAAGAGAGCUCUUGUAUAUGACAGAGAAGCUUCACAAUACAGUUUUAACAUUGAACCUGAGGUUAAAAAGAAGAGAAGGUCAAAAUAUCAAAUCUCAAGUGGUGUUAAUUUCAGCAGUGUAUUAAACGAACUGACUCCACCAGUCCAAAGUUCUGCAAUAGCUUUUGGUGCUAGUCAGAGAAUUACAAAGUCAGGAGAAAAAGAAAGAAUCACUUACUUGCUGGAUGCCAACAAUAAGCCACUCAUGCUAGUAGAAAAGGAACAAAAGGAGAACAGCAUUAUGAGAUGUGAAAAGUGCUUUCAAUGUUUUCCUACUUUCUUGUUCUUGACAUGGCAUGUGAAGUACACUUGCCCUUAUUCCUCUAUCAUGCUUGCGGCGGCCAACUCAAAGGUGGGACAAUCUUAUGUUUAUAAAUACCUGUGAAUUAGGACUGUCAAAAGCAAGAUGCUCAAUUGUUAGAAAAUUGUAUAGAACAUUUAUGGAAUAAAUACAUGUUUGUUAUUUAAUAUCUUUAGGCAUGUUUACUGUAAAUAAAAGUAAUGUUUACCAUUUAAAGCAUAUUUAUUAAACUUUCCAUCUUUCAUUUUUAAAAUGU
Molecule: messenger RNA, 3966 nt
Organism: Biomphalaria glabrata
Lineage: Eukaryota; Metazoa; Mollusca; Gastropoda; Planorbidae
Exons: 5
Coding region: 210-3794 (1194 amino acids)
Source: RefSeq, a predicted model, not a curated record